Molecule: messenger RNA, 2589 nt
Organism: Neoarius graeffei (lesser salmon catfish)
Lineage: Eukaryota; Metazoa; Chordata; Actinopteri; Siluriformes; Ariidae
Gene: p4htmb
Product: prolyl 4-hydroxylase, transmembrane b
Exons: 10
Coding region: 476-2038 (520 amino acids)
Biological process (GO): peptidyl-proline hydroxylation to 4-hydroxy-L-proline
Cellular component (GO): endoplasmic reticulum
Molecular function (GO): calcium ion binding; iron ion binding; procollagen-proline 4-dioxygenase activity
Source: RefSeq, a predicted model, not a curated record
CUUCAGGCAGGGCUUCUCCGCGCCGGGGUCGGCUAUAAAGGUCGUUACGAGCCAGUAACAGGAGCGAACCACUUGAACAUAUGCUCUAAAUCGUACACUGGGAAGCGUUAAAGGAUUAACUUCAGGAAUACCAUCAUGAAUGUCGGCCGGUUGGAUAUAAACACCGCUAUACGGAGCUGCGCAGUGCUGAUGUUACCGUAACGACGCCGUUGCUGUAUCAACACUGAGGUGCUCGCGCUGCUCCGAGCCUUCAGCUCGGCUUUAGCCGGAAGGCUAACCUCUCAGACAUUAGCUGCUCUGACGAGCUGGUUAUUUAUUUUAUUUUGCCUUGAAGGUUUUAAUUAGACAACCACGCUGACCGUGACGUAUGUUUUCAUGCGUGAAAACAUUGCAGCGUCCCGCAAACCCCAGUCUGUGGCGUGCCUGCUCAACCGAGCGGGAGUUGAACUCAGUAACCCGCCGGUAAUCAGGCAGAAUGACGGAAGCUGAAGGACACGGACAGGAAGACGGCUCCGCGCGCGCAUCGUUUCCUCCGCCGCUGUCACACCGAGAGAGAUUCCCGGUGCAGAAGAACAAUGUCUGUUCACGAUCAUACUUUGUAGUGGUCAUGGUGUUCUUCCACGUCUACAUCCUUAAUGUCAUUGCACUGUUACUGUAUGUGCACUACAACACCGGCUCGGACGCGGGCGGCUCCUCCAGCAGGGCGUUCAGCAGCCGGAGCAGCGCUCAGCAUGAAGCCGCAGAGCAGCCGCUCGCUCACACUGCCCUUCCCCGCAUCGAGGGAAUACGGGUUGGUCAUGUACAAAAAGUGUCUCUGGUGCCAGGAAAAGUGCAUGAGAUGAAGACCCUUAGUUUGAAGCCUUUGCUCUUUGAAAUUCCUGGUUUCCUCUCUGAGAGAGAGUGCGCAGUGGUGAUGCGUCUGGCUCAGCUGAAGGGCCUGGUGGAAAGUCAAGUCAUGGUGCCUGAGGGACAGGAAGAGCUCAGCCAGCAGCUCAACCUCAGUGCUGAAGAGAUCUUCCAUUUGCUUGACCUCAAUCAGGACGGCCAGCUGCAGCCACAGGAGAUUUUAACACAUUCCAGAGUGAGAGAUGGUAUCUGGCUGACUCCUGAGAGCCUCAGAGAGAUCUACGCUGGCCUCAAGGUGGACCAGGAUGGUAAUGGUAUCUUGAGUGUCGAGGAGUUUGGGCAGCUGAGCAGUGAUGCAUUCCAGCGCUUCCUAUACCAGCGGGGGGUAAACAGGAACCAGUUAGUGAGGAACAGCAGGCACACGUGGCUCUACCAGGGUCAGGGAGCACAUCAGGUCCUCAGAGAUCUCCGCAACAGGGUCACACAUUUAACAAGGCUUCCUUCUGCAUUGGUGGAGUUGAGUGAACCUCUUCAGGUAGUGCGCUAUGAGCAAGGUGGUCAUUACCAUGCUCAUCAUGACAGCGGGCCAGUUUACCCUGAGACAACCUGCACACACACUCACCUUACGGUCAACUCCUCCUCACCGUUCCAGACUUCCUGCAGGUACAUUACUGUACUGUUUUACCUGAACACAGUAGAGGAAGGAGGGGAAACCACCUUUCCUGUAGCAGACAACAGAACCUAUGAUGAAGUGUCCCUUAUACAAGGCGAUGUUGAUUUGAUGGACACGAGAAAGCACUGUGAUAAAGGGAACCUGAGAGUGAAGCCCACAAUGGGCAAGGCAGUGUUCUGGUACAACUAUCUGUCUGAUGGAAAUGGUUGGGUGGGUGAACAGGAUGAGUACGCACUACAUGGGGGCUGUGUUGUCACUCGAGGGGUAAAAUGGAUUGCCAACAACUGGAUCAAUGUUGACCCAGACUACCAACGGCAAGCCCGAACUUGCAGUACGCAUGCUCUUGCAGAUCCACAAACAGACAGAAGAAGGUCUGUAAACACAUACACAUGCAUAGCAUUCACACACCAAGGCAUGUACAAGCACAUACAGAAACACUGUGCUGGAACAUGCACUUGUAGACACACAAACAAUAAUAUGUAUGUAUGGACACAUCACACCUUUUUUUUAAAUAUAUAAUGUAAUAUAAGCAAGAUUUAUUGGGACAAAUGGAUAAAACUUUAAUAGUUGCAUAUGUGGUAUAUGGUACUCUGCACAGACACGAGUAUUGAACACUUCUGAAAUUAUGUUACUGGUAGAUUUGUUGCAUCUGCUCUGUAUGAGCACACAGAGAGAGAUGAGAGACAGGUUGAGCACAACCACCACUGAAAAUAGAGACAUGGCUUACUGUUCGGUCACAGAAACGAACUGAAACUGGUUCAUGUCUAAUGCUUUUUUACCUGACACAUUCUUUAAAAUCUUGUGUCGGUGCUUAUUAAAUCUAAUUUCUUUCCCCAGUGAUUGUGACCUAAUCAAUACAUUGCAUUUUUUCAGUAAUGGCCAGCUUUAUGUAGAUACAUGCACCUAUAAACACGUACACUGUGCUUAUUCAUGCAGGCAUACAUGCAUGCUUAUUAGAGGUGUAACGAUAUGCCAUAUCAUAUUAUUCGAUAUGAGGCUCUUGAUAUACAUUCUAAUGCACAGCGUUUUUUGUUUUGUUAUAUGCUGCUAAGAUUUUGAAUGGGUUACAC